Messenger RNA from Dimorphilus gyrociliatus, 514 nucleotides. The record is from the annotation of a GenBank genome assembly. NCBI's taxonomy places the organism in Eukaryota, Metazoa, Annelida, Polychaeta, Dinophilidae.
AAUGUUUUGCGGCUUUGAAGAUGAUGCUCUUUGCGGUUUCGAGGAAAAUAAUUCAAAUUCGCUAAGUGACAUCUGGUGGGGUCGUUCAAACGUUGCAGUGCUGCCAUCUGGUCUUUCUUUGAUAGACCAUACUUGCGGUAGUGAGCGAGGCUAUUUUCUGCAUAUUGCAAGUAGUUCACCAGAAAGAGGUCGAUACAGAGGUCAAAAAACUUUUAUUGCUAGUCCCUAUUAUUUUGGGAUGGACAGUCAUUGUGUUAGUUUCUUCUAUUAUAUGGUUGGUUAUAACGUAGGAACGUUAAAUGUGUAUACCCACACAAAAGAUAGUGGUCCGACACCAAAGUGGUCGGCGUAUGGCAAUCAAGGCACAUUCUGGACAAAAGCGAACAUAGACGUGCCAGGCGAACUGACUAGGUUCGGUUACAAGAUUGUCUUUGAGACAAUCUUGGACCUAGGUGCAUUUGCUGAUAUCGGUAUCGAUGACGUCCGUGUUGCUGGUGGAGAAUGUGGCCUUUAA